ACAAACACAACAGCUAGAUCCCUUUCGACCUUUAAAAGCUGGGAAUGCAUCACAAUUAAAUCUAUUGCAUUGUUGAGAUUUGUGCCACUCAGCGGAGCUUAAUUUCGCCGGAAAUCGCAUCAAAGCUGCGCGAUUCAGAUCACGAUGAUGCGGCAGGGAGCUGGAGAUCGGAGGAGAGUAGACCAAUCGGAGCAUAGAGUGUUCGAGGUUGAGGGGAAGCGCAGAGAUUCGUCAAGGCGGCCGCCGUGGUGGAGGCGUCUUUGGUUGUUGAUCGGAGAUGAUCAGUCGAGUGGGAGUGCUGUAACUGCGAGGGAUUUGGUUAGUCCGAGCGGUGAACAUUCGUACUCCACUUCCAAGCGAUUCUUGAUUCGUUCUGACAACUGGUGGUAUGCUGUGUGGACGCAUUUUAUUUUGAUAUGGGCUGUAUACUCCUCCUUCUUCACUCCUGUGGAAUUUGGAUUUUUCCGAGGUCUUCCGGAGAACCUUUUCCUCUUAGACAUUGCCGGCCAGAUCGCUUUCCUUAUCGACAUCGUCGUCCGCUUCUUCGUCGCAUAUCGGGACAUCGAUUCCUACCGCAUGGUCUACAACCAUAGGCUAAUCGCUCUUCGGUACUUGAAGUCACGAUUUAUGGUUGAUUUUCUCGGUUGUCUUCCCUGGGAUGCUAUUUUCAAGGCUUCUCGGAGAAAAGAAGCAGUGAGGUACAUGUUGUGGAUUAGGCUAAGUCGUAGCCUCAGAGUAACGGAGUUUUUUGAUAAGUUGGAGAAAGAUAUACGGAUAAAUUACCUGUUUACGAGAAUUGUCAAGCUUCUUGUUGUCGAAUACUAUUGCACACACACAGCUGCCUGCAUCUUCUACUAUCUUGCUACUACCGUGCCUGCCUCUGAGGAAGGUUAUACAUGGAUUGGUAGUUUACAGAUGGGUGACUUUCAUUAUACGCACUUCAGAGAUAUAGAUCUUUGGAAGCGCUAUGUAACAUCCCUUUAUUUUGCUAUUGCCACAAUGGCAACUGUUGGUUAUGGAGACACACAUGCUGUCAAUGUUAGGGAAAUGAUAUUUGUGAUGGUAUACAUCUCUUUUGACAUGAUUCUUGGUGCUUAUUUGCUUGGUAACAUGACGGCAUUGAUAGUGAAAGGAUCAAAGACAGAGAGAUUCAGGGACAAAAUGACUGACCUUAUCAAAUACAUGAAUACAAACAAUCUUGGAAAGGAAAUAAGUAGUGAGAUCAAAGGUCAUUUACGACUACAAUAUGACCGCAGCUAUUCUGACACUGAUGUUCUUCAGGAUAUUCCAGCCUCUAUUCGCACAAGGAUCUCACUGAAGUUAUAUGAGCCAUUCAUUAAAGAUGUUUCUCUUUUCAAGGGGUGCACUUCAGAGUUCAUUAAGAAGAUAGCAACUAGAGUUCAUGAAGAGUUUUUCCUUCCAGGAGAAGUGAUUAUAGAAGAGGGAAAAGUAGUUGAUCAACUGUAUAUUGUUUGUCAUGGUGAACUGGAGGAAGUAGUAAGAGGUGAGGAUGAUGAACAAGAGCAAUUAUUUAAGCGGCUUCAAACAUAUAGUUCUUUUGGUGAAGUUUCUUUUCUUUGCAAUACUCCUCAGCCUUACACAGUUCGUGUUUGUGAUUUAUGUCGAGUUUUACGACUUGAUAAACUAUCAUUCAUGGAAAUCCUUGAGAUAUACUUUCUGGAUGGACGAAUCAUCUUGAACAACCUCCUUGAGGGAAAAGAUUCCAAUCUUCAAAACCAGAUAUUGGAGUCAGAUAUUACACUUUAUAUUGGGAAGCAUGAAUCUGAGCAAGCAACGAGGUUGAACUGUGCAGCUUAUUAUGGAGAUUUUUGCAGAUUGAAACACUUAAUUGAAGCAGGAGCAGAUCCUAACAAGACAGAUUAUGAUGGAAGAUCACCCUUGCACAUUGCUGCAUCCAAAGGAUAUGAAGAUAUUACUGUUUUUCUCAUUGACCAUGGAGUACACCUCAACGAUUUGGAUAAAUUUGGGAAAACUCCCUUGCUUGAAGCCAUCAGGCAUGAGCAUGACCAAGUUGCUUCCUUGCUUGUGAAGGCAGGAGCAUCAUUAAUAAUUGAUGAUGCUGGUAGUUUUCUCUGUGCAACUGUAGCAAGGAGAGAUUUCAAUCUCCUAAAACGGGUUCUGGAUGGUGGCAUUAAUCCAAAUGCCAAAAAUUAUGAUUACCGAACGCCACUUCACAUUGCUGCCUCAGAAGGUUUAUAUUUAGCAGUCAAAUUACUUCUGGGAGCACGAGCUAGUGUUUUGUCCAAGGACAGGUACAAUCUGAAUGUUAAGGCAUUCAUAUAGUCUUAUGCCAUACCUUUUUUCGAUUUUUGCCUGAAUUGAAUUUAUUAUCAUUUUUAGCAUAAUGACACUCAUUUAUUCCUAGGAUUGUACCAUGAACAUACUAAUCCUUCUUCUGUCCUAAACUUGAAACUGCACAUGUAAAAUAUGUAUCUGAACAAAUUCAAUAUUUGCUCAGUUAAUCAUAGGAGUGUUUACUUUUGAGAUGAAUAUUCUGAAUUGGUUCUAUUUGUCAAAGAAAUGUAGUCCUUGGAUGGUUUGCAUUCUAGAACUCUUAAUAGUAUUAAAGCCAGUUGUGUCCGCAUCAAAGCAUGUCAUUUUGUUCCUCAAGCUCUUGACUUUGCUAUUGUUCUGGAUGCACCACCCUUUAUCCUUCCAAUGAAAUAUUACGUUUUUCAUCAAAACUAUGCUACUAUAGAUUUGCCACGAAUAUUGCGACUAUUGAAGUUACCUAACACUAGGAAUGUGUUUGGUAGAACUUGCAGGAUUGCUACACUGUAUCUCAGGGUGAUGUCACCACUAAUGAUGUUAAAUCACAUGUUUGGUAUAUCAUUGUUCCGUAAUAAAAGAUCAGAAAAUGAUGUACAUUCACUGUCUUUGGCAUCAGAUUGAAGAGAGGUUAUUCAGUGUGAAAGAAUUAUAAUAACCUUAUAUUGAAAAUUUUCAAAAUACAUUCUUUCUGUUUUUCACUUGUAGUCGUUUCUUAUUUAUACUUAACAAGGUUUUCUAACUUUAUUGACCAAAACUUGAUUUUGAUUAGUAAUUCUCUAAGUGAAAUAAUGAGGAUUGCUGAUCUGUGGUUCAACAUGAAUGCUUCUGAAAGUUUUUCUCUUAUUUCUCCACAGACUGCUUGAUUAGGUGGUAAUUCACCAAAUGAGCAUGAUGUUCAUUUUUCCAAAAACGAGAACCAACUAUUAAGCAUAUGAAAUCUUUAACUCACGUGAGAGUGAAAAGAAAAUGAGGGAACUAUU
Rubroshorea leprosula is the source of this 3272-nucleotide messenger RNA. The record is from the annotation of a GenBank genome assembly. Lineage: Eukaryota; Viridiplantae; Streptophyta; Magnoliopsida; Malvales; Dipterocarpaceae.